Molecule: messenger RNA, 3963 nt
Organism: Diabrotica balteata
Lineage: Eukaryota; Metazoa; Arthropoda; Insecta; Coleoptera; Chrysomelidae
Source: the annotation of a GenBank genome assembly
AUGGAAGAAAUACACGGCAAAGCAAAAACGAAGAAGAAAAAUCCUUUAGACACUGCUAAUAUAUUAUCAUCAAUAUUUUUUUUUUGGCUUCUACCAUUUUUUGUGAAAGGUUACAAGAAAGAUCUCACCGAAGAUGAUAUGUAUGAGCAUAGAAGUUGCCACGAAUCGGGCAAGUUGGGUGACCAGCUGCAACAGAAAUGGAAUAAACAACUACGCAAGAAGAAACCGUCAUUAAUAAAAGCCUGUGCCUCCAGUUUUGUUUUAGAUCUAUUAGGUAUCAAUUGUCUCAUAAUUAUUGCAGAAGUCAUAAGGAUAUCUCAGCCAUUCCUUAUUGCAGAACUUUUAAAAGUAUAUGAGUCUAAGCAGCUAGAUGAAGAAAGAAGUGAAAUCUACCUGUAUGCUUCUUUAAUCGUUCUCACUUCCUUUGUAGCAGCCAACAUGGGACAUAACUUUAAUUUAAGACUUAUGCAGUUAGGUAUGCAAAUGCGUGUAGCAUCAUGCUCCCUCAUAUACAGGAAAGCUCUAAAGUUGAGCAAGUCUGCUUUGGCUGAAACUACAAUAGGACAAAUGGUCAACUUGCUUUCCAACGAUGUGUCUCGAUUUGACUUGGCUGUUUACUUUUUCCAUAACAUAUACAUAGGCCCCAUAGAAAUAUUAAUUGUUAUGUACUUAUUAUACGUAAACGUGGGAGGAGCUGCGUUAGCAGGAGCUUUAGUAUUAUUAUUGUUUAUUCCAUUUCAAUCUUGGUUGGGUAAAAAGACAUCACAAUUUAGGCUUCAAACUGCCAACAGAACUGACGAGAGAGUAAGACUGAUGAAUGAAAUUAUAGCGGGGAUACAAGUAAUCAAAAUGUACACUUGGGAACAACCAUUUGCUAAAUUAGUAGAGUUUUCGAGAAAGAAGGAGAUGAAGUACAUUCGAUAUACCUCAGUUAUCAGAUCGGUGCUAAUGUCAUGCAUUAUAAUGCUUCACAGAAGUGCUAUAGCAGCCAGCAUUCUUGUAUAUGUAUUUACUGGAAAUGCGUUAACUGCUAGCUAUGCAUAUACCGUAACAUCAUACUAUAGACUUUUGUAUACAGUUACCAAUUUCUUACCGACGGCUAUUUCACAAGCUGCGGAAUUGUAUGUCUCUUCAGGGAGAAUACAAACAUUUUUAUUAUACGACGAAGUUGAAGACGGGAACUAUAUAGCUUUAGAUGAAAAAUCACACAAAGAGAACGGAAUUAAAGCACCGUUAGAACUUACCAUUAGAAACAAAGAACCAGGUAUACACCUUAAAAACGCUUCAGCUAAAUGGUUGAAAUCUUCUCCUGAAAAUAAUUUAGAGAAAAUCAACAUGGAAGUAACUCCCGGAAAUGUUGUAGCUAUUGUGGGUCCUGUAGGUAGUGGUAAAACUACUUUAUUACAUAUUAUUUUAAAGGAACUUGAAUUACAGUCAGGAUCUGUGGACGUUGACGGGGUUGUUUCUUAUGCAUCACAAGAACCCUGGUUAUUUGGGGGUAGUAUUAGACAAAAUAUCAUUUUUGGACAAAAGUUCGAUCAAAAUAAAUACGACGAAGUAGUUAAAGUAUGUGCGUUACAAAGAGAUUUUACUCUAUUUCCUCAUGGUGACAGGACUUUAGCUGGCGAAAGAGGGGUAUCACUUAGUGGGGGACAAAGAGCUAGGAUUAAUUUGGCUAGAGCUGUGUAUAAAGACGCUGAUAUAUAUCUACUAGAUGAUCCCCUAUCUGCGGUUGACGCUCAUGUUGGAAAACAACUAUUCGAAGACUGUGUUACCGGGUACCUUAGUAGCAAAUGUGUAGUUAUAGUAACUCAUCAGUUACAGUACUUAAAAAAGCUAAAACACAUAUACUUAAUGAGAGAUGGAAAGGUUAAAUUGUCUGGUACAUAUGCAGAUCUAAAAAAUUCCAAUACAGAAUACAGCAAACUUCUUACUGAUAUAAAAGACGAGGAAGAAACUAGGAAAUUGUCGAGAACAAGAACGCUUUCCAAGGAGGAAGAUAUGUUCGAAGAUAACGAAAUUCAAAUAUUGGAAAAGGAGGCACAAAGUACAGGCAAAAUUUCUGGUCGUGUAUAUAUGAACUUUAUUAAAGCUUCUGGGCAUCUUUUCCAUAUAUUUCUGCUAAGUGUGAUUUUUAUUACUAGUCAGUUUAUGGAAAGUUUCUCAGAGUACUACAUUACUUAUUGGGUCAAUAUUCAGCAAGUGAAUUCCAAAAAUCAGACUGAAACAGUUCAAUCUAUUCCAAAUAUAACAGCAGAUUUAAAUGUAACGUCCAACUCAAUUUUGCCGGAAUCAAUGAAAACCACCGUUCAAUCUGAAAACCCUUAUGAAGGUUGGUGGUUAACCCCCUUGUUUACCAGUGAAUAUACUGCCAUCUAUUAUUUACUCGUAGUAAUAACUUUGAUCAUUAUGAUCUUGGGACGAUCACUUUAUUUUUAUCAUUUAGCCUUAACAUCGUCGACUGCAUUGCAUAACCAAAUGUUUCAGAAUAUUAUUUACAGUCCUAUGAGGUUUUUCAACAUAAAUCCUUCUGGAAGAAUAUUAAACAGGUUCUCGAAAGAUAUUGGUGUUAUGGAUGAAAAUUUGCCAAUGACUCUUAUGGAUACUGUACAGAUUGGUUUAUAUGUUUUCUCGAUCUGUUUGGUAAUUGGAAGUCUAACCAUAUGGAUUGUUAUACCAACUGUACUGCUUGCAGUAUUAUUCUACCUGAUGAGAAUAGUUUUCGUCCAAACCAGUAGAGAUGUUAAGCGAAUAGAAGCUGUCACCAGAAGCCCAAUUUUCACACAUCUUUCUGCAUCGUUACAAGGACUGACAACAAUUAGAGCUUUUAAAGCCCAAGAUAUACUCAAAAAGGAAUUUGACAAUUAUCAAAAUUUGAAUACUUCAGCUUAUUUUAUCUUCGCGGGUGCUAACAGAACGUUUGGAUUUUGGCUUGAUUUUGUUUGUGUGGUUUAUAUUGGUUUGGUAUUGGCAGCUUUAUUGUUGAUUAAAAGUGAGCAAUUUGGAGGUAAUAUAGGUCUAGCCCUCUCGCAAGCUAUGGCUUUAAUGGGCAUGUUCCAAUGGGGAAUGCGACAGUGGAGUGAGUUUGAAAAUCAGAUGACGUCUGUAGAAAGAGUACAAGAAUACGCAGAUCUAAAACAAGAGAUAGAUCAACCCUCAAAUAAGCCACGAGAAACUUGGCCAGAAAAAGGAGAGGUAGAGUUCAGCAACAUGUCGUUGAAAUAUUCUCCUGACGAUCCAUUUGUUUUGAAAAACCUGACUUUUGUGGUCAAACCUAAAGAAAAAGUUGGUAUAGUAGGACGAACUGGAGCAGGAAAAUCUUCUUUAAUUCAAGCCCUAUUCCGACUAACCCACAUUGAAGGCAGUAUUAUUAUCGAUGGUGUUGAUACGAAGACGAUCUCUUUGAAAAAACUUAGGUCAAAUAUUUCUAUAAUACCGCAGGAGCCCGUGCUAUUUUCUGGAACGUUGCGAAAAAAUUUGGAUCCUUUUGACGAAUAUAAAGACGAGGUUCUGUGGAGCGCCCUAGAAGAAGUCGAACUGAAACACGCCGUCGAAGAAUUGCCAGCUGGUCUGGACAACAAAAUGGCCGAAGGAGGUUCAAAUUUCAGUGUAGGCCAAAGACAGUUGGUAUGUCUAGCAAGAGCUAUAAUACGAAACAAUAAAAUUCUCGUAUUAGAUGAAGCGACAGCCAACGUAGAUCCCCAUACCGAUGGAUUGAUUCAAACGACAAUCCGGAAGAAAUUUGAAAACUGUACAGUGUUAACAAUUGCGCAUAGAUUACAUACUAUAAUGGAUUCAGAUAAAGUUUUAGUUAUGGAUGCUGGAAAAAUGGUAGAGUUUGAUCAUCCAUAUGCCUUAUUGCAGAAUAAACAAGGAAUUUUCUAUUCAUUAGUGAUGAAGACAGGCAAGGGAACGGCUCAAACUCUAAUGUCAAUAGCAGAAGAAAGCCAGAAAAAUAAAUAG